AUGAUAGAGUUGUACGUUGAGUUUGAACAGCAGUCAGGGAUGGGUACAGUCGGCGACGAGGUCAAUGUUGAUGAGCUCGAGGAUAUAUAUUGGGAAGAAGAUAAUAAUGACAGCAAAGAUGAAUUUGAAGCUAACUAUGAAGUCGAUGACGAAAACGAUGACAAAGACUUGGUAGGCAAUCCGGCGGGGCAAAAUGAAGCAAAUGCGAUUGUAAGCCAACACCCGUUUGGUGUUCCGUCUUUUAUGUGGACUCUAGAUCUCGAAGCCAUGCAUGUCCCAGAAUUUCCUGAGUAUGUGAAUAUGGGUGAAGGCAACGUUGCGGCGGAAGAUGGCGAGUUUAGUGUCGGAAUGAAAUUUGAUUCGAGAGAGUUGAUGAUGUCUGCAAUCAAAAGCUACACCAUCUCUAGAGGAAUUGAUUACACUGUGUAUGAGACUGAGCCGCAGACAUUCUAUGCAAAAUGCAAGGGGUAUGGUGCAGGGUGCGACUGGCUUAUCCGAGCUAGCUUGAUUCGAAAAAAAGCUUGUUGGGAAAUCAGGAGAUACAAUGUACCACCACCCCCCGGUGAUCAAGGACCAGCAGCACCUCAAGAUCCAACAAGUCGGACAUGGCAGCUCCGAUCAUACCAGAAGAUCUCAUCCGAGAUUGACAUCAACGUUUCAGAUGCCAUUAGGCUGUUGGUCGAAGCAGACUACUUGAUAAAGGUGAAGUCUGUUAUUGCAGAGGUUCAAGGCAGGUUCAACUACACUGUGAGUUACCGCAAGGCUUGGUUGACAAAACAGAAAGCUGUCGCAAAAGUUUUCGGUGAUUGGGAAGUUUCUUACCAGACUCUGUCAAUAUGGUUGAAAUCAAUGACGUUGAAGAUACCAAGGUCUCAUGUUCAAAUUAAAACGCUCCCCGUAUACCGUGAGAGUGAGGAGGUUCAAGGUGUAAGAGUUCUGCACCGCAUUUUUUGGAGCUUCUAUUUGUGUAUUAUAGCAUUCAGACACUGCAAGCCAUUGGUGCAGGUUGAUGGCACACACCUGUACAGAAAAUAUAAAGGUGCACUUCUGGUAGCGGUUGCACAAGAUGGGAAUAAAAACAUUGUGCCUAUUGCAUUUGCGAUUGUCGAGGGCGAGACAACAGACGCAUGUGAGUUUUUCCUAACCAAUUUGCGGAGAUAUGUGGUUACCAUUGAUAGUGUGGGUAUUAUUUCUGACCGCCAUACCUCUAUCGACGCUGUAAUAACUCGCAGUAACGGUAUUUCAACUCGCUGUUAUGGUUCUAUUCAUAGUAAAUUUGUGGCAUCUGCUUAUGAUGAAAUGAUCGGUGUUGAGAGAUGGGUGUUGGCAUUCGAUGGUGGUCAUCGUUGGGGACAUGUGACGACAAACUUGGUAGAGUGCAUAAAUUCUGUCCUGAAGGGUGCAUGCAACCUUCCUGUGACUGUCCUUGUCCGGUCAACUUUCUACCGGCUGUAUGAGUUGUUCACUCGGAAGAGUACCGAGGCUCAUGAGCGUCUCCGCAACGGAUUCACGAAUUCAGAAUUUGCAACGAAGAGAGUUGAAGAAAGCUUCCGACGUGCAGAAAACAUUGUGGUCAACCGGUUCGACAGGCGCAACGAGAUGUUUGAGGUUCGCGAAAUAAAAGAUGGUACCAUUUACACUGUUAACCUUGUGCAACAACACUGCGACUGUGGCCAUUUCCAGGUCGAGCGACCUCCAUGUCGCCACGUGCUUACAUGUUGCGCCACUACAAAAAAAAUGAUAUAA
Arachis stenosperma is the source of this 1746-nucleotide messenger RNA. RefSeq lists its product as uncharacterized. The record is from RefSeq and is a predicted model, not a curated record. Gene Ontology annotation, molecular function: zinc ion binding. The transcript has 6 exons. The coding region runs from base 1 to 1746 and encodes 581 amino acids. Lineage: Eukaryota; Viridiplantae; Streptophyta; Magnoliopsida; Fabales; Fabaceae.